Messenger RNA from Rhizoctonia solani, 975 nucleotides. RefSeq lists its product as uncharacterized. NCBI's taxonomy places the organism in Eukaryota, Fungi, Basidiomycota, Agaricomycetes, Cantharellales, Ceratobasidiaceae. The record is from RefSeq and is a predicted model, not a curated record. Bases 1 to 975 code for a protein of 324 amino acids. The transcript has 8 exons.
AUGGUGUGGUCGACGAUUGCUCAAGUAUUUUCCUUUGGUAGCCAAUGGGAAUCCAACACCAUCCGGUUGGUCCAAGGAAACGACGCUUCGGCCAUGCUGAAGAAAGUUGAGGGUAUUUUAGAAGAUUCAAUGCGGUUGUUAGCGAGCCACGAGCGUAUUUUGGCUCAGGGCGAGUUCAACUCUUUCAGUGUCAAACAUCGAAACUUGCUGCUCAAGGUUAUAGAGAUCAAGCAGGACCUCCGUGAUGACCGGGCCCGAGGGCUUCUGAGUGCCAAUACCACUGGGCACCGACCUUUCCGUGUCGAUCAGCAACUGUCUCUUCUUUAUAAACAAGCCCAGAUAUACCAGCGCGAUGUCAUAACUGCCAGCCGUCGGGCUCAAGCCAUGGAAGAAUCAGCCAUCGGUGAAGUUGAUAGCUCUGGCCAGCUGGGUUCCUCUGAAACAUCCGAGGGCCCGGGGCAACUUGGUACUCAGUGGUCGUCCCAUCCACAAGAUCGUCAAAAGGUACAUGCAUCCGUCUCCCUCCCUAGCACUACUUUAACCCACUCAAUCUUUUAUGUCGGACCUCCAGACUCUCUGACUUCAUCCACUACCGGCUCCGAGACCUCAACCCUAGUCGACCUCCAGCCAUAUCUCGCCAUUGCACAUGUGCGACCUAGCCAGUCAGAUCCAUCUGGUUCAACGAAACCAGCAGAUGACGAUAGUUACCGCGAGAUAAUACUGUUGGAGAGCGAGGAAAAGACGAUCAUCAUGAUCAAUCCCAAUCGUCGCCAUCUUAGCAAGGAGCUCGACCCAUCGGAUGAAACCUCGCUCCUCGAAAUGUCUCGCGCCGGAGAGGCUUUGCUGCGAACCACAGACCCCCACAAAUUACAAGGAUACGAAGUCAUUGGCGCACAGCAAGAAACAUCAUGGGUUGAUUCAUUCGUGAAUACCUUGUCCAGACUAGGCGUGGGAAUAGGUGCCGAUAUGAUGUGA